Molecule: messenger RNA, 1065 nt
Organism: Aspergillus mulundensis
Lineage: Eukaryota; Fungi; Ascomycota; Eurotiomycetes; Eurotiales; Aspergillaceae
Exons: 1
Coding region: 1-1065 (354 amino acids)
Source: RefSeq, a predicted model, not a curated record
AUGUCUUCUCACGACACACAAGCCCAAGAAUCCAACUGGACGCUCGUAAUGGCUGAAUCCCGCCUCAACACCUCGCGCAAGCGCGCCCCCGCCCUCCUCGACCUCUUCCACGAGGAUAUGGAGGCCAUGCACUGCCCCAUGUACGAUGCCGCCGUCGGGUGGGGUCCGGGCGAGAUGGGUUGGUCUAUGAUGGUGCGGCUGCUGGAGCCCGUCAGCGCGAGUCCGCUCUGGCUUGAGGAGGCGCGGGAGCGGUUCUCUGAUCUUGUGCUUGAUUUGGAUGAGGAUCAGGCUACUGUCCUCAAUGGAAGGGACGAGGCUAUGUGGCAGAGAGAUAAGUGGGAGUACCUCUCCGCCAUUGCGGUUUGGAGGGGGAUCCCGUUUCUCCUGUGGAAGGAUGGCGAGAGGCAGGGGGCUGAUGGGUUUAUUUGGAGUGUGCUUCUUGAGCAUAUUGCUGAUGAUGUUAAGGAUCUCAGGGCGUUUGACACUGAGGCUCGAAUGGCUCUCUCUGCGGCUGACGUCCUGCGCAGGCUGAAUCCCACCGGAAACGCCGUGGUCGAUAUGCCUCUUCUCAAGGUGGAGGAUAAGAUUGCGCUGGCGGCAGUAGUCAUGGACCCCAGGGUUACGGCAACAAGUGCAGAAGAGCUGGCGGGCAGAUUCAGCCAGUGUUUGCUGGAGGAAAUGGGCUGCGAGAACUUUAGUUUCAAGAUCGAGUACCGGAUCGAAAACAGGCACUGGGUGGUGUCUCUGGACCUGCUGGAACCAGGCGGAGCUUCAGACAGAAAGGCCAAGUGGCUGAGUGGCAUCCGAUCCGGGUUUCUCUACCAUUUUGGGAGGAUCGAUUCCGAGGUCCAGGGAGGGAAUGGACGAAGUGCCAGGGCUAACCUCACACGUUCGUCUUGUAAGCUAAGGCAAGCGACCUGGGUUUUAGGCUAUAGAGGCGUGGCCUUGUACCUGAUCAAAGGAGGGGUUAAGCAGCAUGAGCAGUGCGACAAGAUGAUCAGCUUCCUCAGGAAAGACAAGAUACUCAACCCUGAGGCCUUUGGUUAUCACAUUGAAUGGCAAUAA